AUGGCUGUUGUAAACAUUCGUCGUGAUGUCGACGACAAGUUCUACCGCUACCGGAUGCCUGUCCUCUUGACCAAAAUCGAGGGCAAGGGUAACGGUAUCAAGACCGUCAUCCCGAACAUGUCCGACGUGGCCCGCGCGCUCAGCCGCCCGCCCACGUAUCCGACCAAGUUCUUCGGAUGCGAGCUUGGCGCGCAGACCGUGCUCGAUGAGAAGAACGAUCGCUACAUCGUCAACGGCGCGCACGACGCUGCCAAACUCCGCGAGCUCCUUGACGGCUUCAUCGAGAAGUUCGUGCUGUGCAAGGCGUGCAAGAACCCUGAGACGGACUUGAUCAUCACCAAGAGCGACGACAUCAUCCGCGACUGCAAGGCGUGCGGCGAGCGCACCGGCGUCGACAUGCGGCACAAGCUCACGACGUACAUCAUCAAGAACCCGCCGAAGAACCCGAAGAAGAGCAAGCGCAAGGCUACCGCGGACGGCAGCCCGAGCCCUAACGGCGGCGAGAACGGCGAGGGCGACGAGGACGCUGGCGGCGAGAGUGACGACGAGCUCACCAAGCGCAUCAGGGCUGAGGCUGCGGAGCUUAACGCCGAUGCCGCUAUUGCCAAGGAGGACUGGUCUGCGGACACCUCCCCUGAGGCUGUCAGGGCGCGCAUGAAGGCGGUUGAGGCUUCCCUCGCCAGCGUCUCCCUUGUCGCCGCGGGCGAAGAGGACAGCGAUGAGGACGCCGACAGUCCCUUCUCUCAGCUCGGUCACUGGAUCUCCGACAACCGCGACAUCGGCGCCGUCGAGAUCUACAAGAAGGCUGAGGAGCUCGGCAUUGCGAAGAAGCACAACACCGUGCAGGUCAUCUCGCAGACGCUUUUUACCGAGGAUAUUGUCACCGAGAUCCCGAAGUAUGCUCCUCUCUUCGUCAAGAUGGUGACGUCCGAGAAGCACCAGAAGGCUCUGCUGGGCGGCAUCGAGCGAUUCGUCGGUGUGCUGCACCCCGACCUGAUCCCUGCCAUCCCGAAGAUCCUCAUGGAGUUCUACCAAGUGGACGUCCUCGACGAGGAGCUGCUGAAGCAGUGGGGCACACACGUCAGCAAGAAGUACGUGGACCGCGACACCUCGAAGAAGGUUCGCAAGGCCAGCGAGCCUUUCCUCAAGUGGCUCGACGAGGCGGAGGACACGGAGAGUGAGGAGGAGUAA
This is a messenger RNA of Trametes versicolor FP-101664 SS1, 1191 nucleotides long. RefSeq names its product eukaryotic translation initiation factor 5. The record is from RefSeq and is a predicted model, not a curated record. Gene Ontology annotation, molecular function: translation initiation factor activity; GDP-dissociation inhibitor activity; eukaryotic initiation factor eIF2 binding. Gene Ontology annotation, cellular component: cytosol. Lineage: Eukaryota; Fungi; Basidiomycota; Agaricomycetes; Polyporales; Polyporaceae. The transcript has 4 exons. Gene Ontology annotation, biological process: formation of translation preinitiation complex; translational initiation; formation of cytoplasmic translation initiation complex. The coding region runs from base 1 to 1191 and encodes 396 amino acids.